AUGAGCACCGAUUAUGUCGACGUUACUCCCAAGAAGGAUGGCGGAGUGCUUAAGCUCGUGAAAACGCCAGGAAAGAACAAUUUGAAGCCUAUGAAAGGAAAUCAAGUUCAUGUUCAUUAUGUUGGAACUUUGGAAAAUGGAGAUAAGUUCGAUUCCAGUAGGGAUCGCGGCACUGAGUUCGAUUUCACUUUGGGACAAGGCGUUAUUGAAGGAUGGAGCAUUGGUGUAGCUACUAUGACAGAAGGCGAAGUAGCUGAGUUCAAAAUCAGAUCUGAUUACGGUUAUGGAUCAAGUGGUAGUCCACCCAAAAUUCCUGGAGGAGCAACCCUUAUUUUUGAGAUUGAGCUCAUUUCCUGGCAAGGAGAGGAUAUGUCUCCAGAAAAUGACGGAACGAUCGUGAGAAAUAUCAUUGUUGAAGGAGAGAAGCUUGCUAACCCCAAUGAUACAAGCAAUGUUCAUGUACAUGCUGUUGGUGAGCAUGACGGGAAAGUUUUCUAUGACAGGGACUUAACUUUUGCUAUUGGAGAGGCUGCUUUAGUUGAUCUUCCCGAUGGAGUUGAUAAAGCUUUGAAAAGAUUUUGCCGUGGAGAAAAAUCCGUUAUUGACAUCAAGGGAGGAAAAUAUACAUAUGGACGCAACCCUCCUUCUGACUUUAACUUGCCACCUAACGCUCCGCUCAAGUUUACAUUAUUCUUGAAGGAUUUCGAGAAGGUACCAGCAACGUGGGAAAUGACGAGCGCUCAAAAAAUUGAAGCCGCAAAAGAAACUAAGGAACGAGGUACAAAGUUCCUGGGUGAAGGAAAGUUGAAGCUGGCCAUGUCCAAGUACGCAAGAGUGGAGCAUCUGUUGGAAUAUGAGAAAUCCAUGGACGACGAAUCAAAAAAAGAACGAGAUGCUUUGUUGCUUGCUGCUUACCUCAACAUGGCUCUUGUCGCCAGCAAAAGUGACGACAACGUAAAAUGUAUCAAGUACUGCGAUAAGGCAUUGGAACAAUCUCCAGUGAACGUGAAAGCUAUGUUCCGUAAAGCCGGAGCUUACUAUGUUCUCAAUGAUUUCCCUGUAGCUAAAGAACUGUAUAAAAAAGUCCUUGAGCUGGAUCCCAAUAAUAGUGCUGCUCAACAGCAAAUCAUUUUGUGUAAUCAAAAAGUGAAGGAAAUCAAUGAUGCUGACCGAAAGAAGUUCAAGAAAGUCUUCGCAACCAUGAGUCAGAGCCAACCCAGCACUCCAGAAAAUCAAACCCCCUCUACCUCCAAGGCUGAUGAACCAUCUGGAUCAUUUCAUUUGAACUAA
Auanema sp. JU1783 is the source of this 1290-nucleotide messenger RNA. The record is from the annotation of a GenBank genome assembly. Lineage: Eukaryota; Metazoa; Nematoda; Chromadorea; Rhabditida; Rhabditidae.